Molecule: messenger RNA, 1500 nt
Organism: Rotaria sp. Silwood2
Lineage: Eukaryota; Metazoa; Rotifera; Eurotatoria; Philodinida; Philodinidae
Source: the annotation of a GenBank genome assembly
AUGGUAUCAAUUAUAUUUCCAAUUCUCUUUGUAAUCAUCAUUCUUCUGAUUUAUAUCUAUUUGAAACGAGGUUACUCUCCAUUACCAGAUGAUCUACCAGGAGUGAAACCACAAAUUUUUUUUGGUAAUCUAAUUAAUUCAGGUAUAUUGACUGGAAAAACAACAUUUACUCAAGUCAUACUCGAUUAUCAACGCCGUUUUGGUGACAAGUUUCAAUUUUGGUUCGGUUCAUAUCGAUGUUUAGUUUUCUGUCAAAUGGAACAUGCUCAAACGAUAUUUGCCGAUCGUCAUACUUUCGAACAAUCGCCAUUAUUUCUUCCAAACUUCGAUCUUCUUUGUCCAAAUGGCAUUGCAAUGUUGACUGGCGCUAAAUGGAAACGACAUAUACGAGUUCUGUUACCCAUGUUGAAACGAGCAAAGAUUGUCGGUCAUUUAGAGAGAAUUGUUGAAUGUGCUGAUCGUUUUAUUGAUCAAAAUCUUCAUUCUGGUCAAGUUCAUCGAGAUUUGAUUCCAUGCUGUCAAUCAUUUACAAUGAAUGUGAUUGGAUUCAUUGGAUUCGACUAUGAUUUCGAUAUCCACGUUAAUUCACCAAUAAAAAAAGCUUUUCAAGAUUUUAUCUUCCAUGCCGUAUGGCUUAUGAUAACACCCUGGAUUCCUCGAUGGCUAGGGAAAAUCUAUUUGAUAUGUAAUUGGAAAUAUCAAAGAGCCUAUCGAUUGAUCCACGAAUUGGCAGAAAAACUCGCUGAAGAAGAACAAAACAAAAAAAAUGAAAAUGAACGACCAAAGAAUCUGAUUGCUUCAUUGGUCUCAUCAUUGAAUGAACAAGCCAACGACGAACAAACUUCAUCGGGUCUCACGCUCGCGGAGAUAUUCGACGAAGUUUUAAUGAUGAUUCUAGCUGGUUAUGAAACGACAUCAACCGCUCUAUCGUGGUUUAUAUUCUUCGUAAGUAAAAAUUCUCGAGUGCAACAACAGAUGAAAGACGAAUUACGUAAGCAUCAUCUUCUGGUGACUGAUGAUCUCACAAGUGCACCACCGCUAACCCCAGACAAUUUAGCUUCACUAACCUAUUGUGAAUGUGUAACAAAAGAGGUCUUACGUUUAGCUCCUGUUGCUGCAUUCACAACCCGUAUAGCUACUCGUGACACGAUAGUUGACGAUGUGACGGUUCAUCGAGAUCAAACUGUUUUUAUUCCUCUACAUAACAUCAAUACUGAUGCUCGCUAUUGGCAUCAUGCUGACCCUCGACAAUUUAUACCAGAAAGAUUUUUAGCUGAAGAUCAAAAUCACCAUCCAUUGGCGAUGAUUCCUUUUGGUGGCGGACAUCGAGCAUGUAUUGGACAAGAAUUAGCUUGGUUAGAGUUGAAAACGAUCAUUGUCCGAAUGAUGCAACGUGGUAUCACAUUCGAAGAUACGCCAGAAAAUACUGGCGGCUAUGACGAACGGAUCACCUGUUUUCCAAAAAAUGUGGCUGUGCGUGUACGCUUCGAUAGGUUUUAA